This is a messenger RNA of Diabrotica balteata, 1224 nucleotides long. NCBI's taxonomy places the organism in Eukaryota, Metazoa, Arthropoda, Insecta, Coleoptera, Chrysomelidae. The record is from the annotation of a GenBank genome assembly.
AUGCCCAUCAGUGAAGACGAAACAGACUACAAUAGGUCAAGAGAACCUCAGUCCACCAUGUCCAAAGCAGAGUUACGAAAAACCCAUAAACCGAUAAUGGAAAAAAGAAGAAGAGCUCGAAUAAACCAUUGUCUCAAUGAAAUCAAGACUCUUAUUUUAGAAGCCAUGAAUAAGGAUCCCGCCCGUCACACAAAAUUAGAAAAAGCUGAUAUUCUUGAAAUGGCUGUGAAACAUCUGCAAAACGUCCAGCGCCAACAGUUAGCAAUGGCUAUGGCUUCAGAUCCUUCAGUUUUAAGAAAGUUUAAAACCGGAUUUAAUGAAUGUGCGGCUGAAAUAGAUAAGUAUAUGAAUCAGACAGAUGGUGUAGAUAACUCUAUGAAGUUGAGAGUAGUAAAUCACCUUCAGAAAUGCAUUGGUGGUAUUGAGCAGGUAGCGCAAUUCUCAUUUGGAGGAUUUAAUAAUCUCAAUUUGGUUGCUGGACCCACACCUGCCCAAAUUUCAAGUACGAACACUGGCGAUCAAAAUAAUAAUCCGAGGAUACAAAUACCACAAGGUAUACAAUUGAUUCCGAGCAGAUUACCAAGUGGAGAACUUGCUCUUCUUGUUCCAAACUCUAGAAACAUCAACUUUUUUCCUAGCGGUCAGCGAUCGAGCGCCUUUGCUACUGUGAUACCUUCUUCAACAGAAAUACCUAAACCUUUAAGUCCUCCUGUCAGCCCAAUGAUGCAAGAGGAUUUAAGGCUUAGAUGUCGAUCACCUCAAGGUUUUAGACCUGUUGUACCAACAACCAGAACAUUCAACGAUGAGCAUCAAGUUCCCCAAAUAUCUUCUACAGCAACACAACCUCUUGAAUUGAAAAUCGUUAAGUACCCAAUUAGUAAAAAAAUUGAUUCUCCGAAGAAGAUUGCUGAGCCUCUUUGUAUAAUUACCAAUCAGGGGGAACGGUACAGACAAGCUCAAAUGAAAGAAGAAUCCGCAAAUUACGAAGAAAACGUUAUUCAGGGAGUUAAACGUAAAUACCAAGAGUCUCACGGUUUGCUCACAGUCUCCAACGAUAACUUCUUUCAGCCACCUGCUCCCAAAAUAAUAAAAACUCAAUUGUUGACUCAAGAUUGUCAGCCAUCCUCUAGUUUUUCUGGGGACGCGGAUCCAAGGAGAGUUAAACAGGAGACAACUACUUCUAAAGAUGCUUCCGAUUCUACUGAUAUGUGGAGACCUUGGUGA